Molecule: messenger RNA, 1595 nt
Organism: Puccinia graminis f. sp. tritici CRL 75-36-700-3
Lineage: Eukaryota; Fungi; Basidiomycota; Pucciniomycetes; Pucciniales; Pucciniaceae
Exons: 3
Coding region: 186-1400 (404 amino acids)
Source: RefSeq, a predicted model, not a curated record
AUAAGGACCUUCAUCCUUAUCUCAGAAACAGCCAAACUAUCCAGCCGUCCUAUCUAUUUCUUUAUUGACAUUCAUUCCUUUUUUGCACGUCUCUCGAAUACAUACCCAUCCCACGUCCUUUUAGGACCAACGUAAUACCUUCCCGCUUUCCUCUCCAUACUCACUCCGCCUGAUCAUAAUUGGUGAUGACGCGUAUCAGCUAUCUUUUCGUUGCUGUUGCUAUCAGCGUCCUUGCCGGACACUCUAACUGUUCCCCAGAUGAAGACUCACAGGGUUAUGGCUUGUUCCCUGAUCUUUACAACACCUUGGAGCCGCUCCCAUUGCUCGGGGGCUUAGCCGGUGGCUUGUUGGGAAGCUUGGAUUCCGGCCCGACUCCCGAGAACCCCACCCCCGGCGAACCAGUCGCCCUCAAACACAACCAACCCUCGGUCAGAGCUAACAACAGACGCCGACAGAGAGCCAUCGUGCUCAAUAUAUUGGAUGACCUCAGCCAACCGGGUUACUUUCCCAACCCGGCUUCACGCAUUUCUUCCAAGUCGGGCCGUCACAAGCAGAAGCCGAUUAUUGGUCCACCCAUGGGUCCCGCGCUGCUCCCACAGCCUCCAUCCCCGAGAGCAGAUGAUCUUGCGCCGCUCCCGGUAGCAGCUAGUCCCGAGACUGUCCCCCCUCCUAUGGAUUACCCGCCGGUUGAUCAAACCCCGGCCAUGAACGACCGGCCCAUCCCGGGACCGCCCGUCGACGAUAGCCCACAACCUCCUGCCGAAGACGCAUCGCCCCCCGUCCACGUCCUCCCUCCAUUUUUGGCCGGCAGUCGCAUGCCAGGUGUUAGCACGAUUCCUCUGAAGAAGCCAGCCCCGAAGACUAAGCGUGACGUAUCUGAUGCAGUCACAGCUGUCCCACCCAUCAUGGAAACUCCGGCAAUCCCUUCGAUCCCAUCUCAUCCAGAAAUCCCGUCAAUCCCGGCUAUUCCGGCAAUCCCGUCAAUCCCGGCUAUUCCGGCAAUCCCAUCGAUCCCGGCCAUUCCGGCAAUCCCAUCUAUCCCAGCUAUCCCAUCCAUUCCGUCACUCCCGUCAUCAUCAACUACUUACCCAACAUUCAUGGGAGCAAUGGAUGCUUUCCGGAUGCUCGUAGCCAACGGCAUGCCGCUUCAACGUCAGAUUGCAAACGGGCCCGUCUCAGCAGAGCAUAUCCCAGCUGGCCCCAGACCAGCUCUAGGCGCGAUCCACCCACCCUCCAGCGCAUCCGCGCACACCAAGCGGAGCGUGCCUGAUGGACUGGUCAACGGCUCACCCCCGCUCAGCCCACUUCGUUUCGGCAGACUGUUCUCAUCAUUCCCAUCCUUGUCUAUGCCCUCAAUCCCCUCGAUCCCAUCAUUUUCCCCGUUCAGCAACUUGUUUUAGCCCUUACGACGGUAUCUUGCAUGUUCAUCUGGAAUGACGACGAGGCUGAAACUCUGAUAGCCAUCUUUCUUGCCGCGCUCCCGCCUCCUCUUCUCACUCUUUUCGUCCACUCGCUCGUACAUAUCUUCCCUUCCUAUCUGAUAAUUUUUUUUUUUUUUUUUGAAAAUAUGAGGUGGCUUUUUUUUCUGCUUUUUU